CUCUCUCUCUCUAUUUUUUUUCUUCUGAAGAAGAUCUCUUUUCAAAAAACAAACAGUUAUUACACUGCAACGAACUUCCUUCCUUCCUUCCGGUUUUCUGGAGGAUGCCUGUGGCUGGAACGUUUCUGGAACCUUGAUUGCAACUAAAAGUCUCAAACAUUGUAUUUGUACACAUUGAAGACUGUCUUACUUUGAAUCAUAAUAGGCUCAUCAAAACCAUACUAGUUGUAAUUCACGGUAAUGCUUGUUCUAAUUGGUGUUAGUAUUGUUGUUAUUGAUCCAAUUCGUGAUUGUAAACGUGGAAUUCAGUUCAGAUCUUCUUUAUGUUGGGCACUUCAUUUUUGAGCUGUAUGAUAUGAUCUCCAGGAUAAAAGAAUAGGUUCUUUUUUUUAAUAACUCGGGAAGUAGUUGUUGAUUCAAUAAUUUGGACAUGAGAAGCUCUUCGUCGAAUCAACACAUUGUCAAUUUUGGCCGUAGUAGACAGACGCCGCCGCUUAGUUUGUUGUUAUUGUGUUUUGUUUGUGUCGUAGUCAUAAUUGUAGUCUUGGGAUCUACUUCUUCGAAAAGUUUAGAGGGUUUGGAUACGUCCGCGAUACCGGAUUAUUAUAACAACUACAGAAGGUUAAAAGAACAAGCAGUGAGUGAUUUCUUGGAGAUAAGAUCGCUUUCGUUAGGGAUAACUAAUACAAGAGAGUUUGAGUUAUGUGGUAAGGAUAGAGAGAAUCAUGUCCCUUGUUAUAAUGUAUCGGCGAAUUUGUUAGCGGGGUUUCAUGAUGGGGAAGAAUUCGAUCGGCAUUGUGAGGUUUCAUCCGUGGGGCAACGUUGUUUGGUGCGGCCUCCAAAGGACUAUAAGAUACCACUGAGAUGGCCAGCUGGGAAGGAUAUUAUAUGGAGUGGCAAUGUCAAGAUAACGAAAGACCAAUUCCUCUCUUCUGGAAGCAUGACUAAAAGAUUAAUGUUAUUAGAAGAAAAUCAAAUUGCUUUUCAUUCUGAGGAUGGUAUGAACAUUGAUGGUGUGAAAGAUUACUCUCGCCAGGUCGCAGAGAUGAUAGGUCUGGGGAGUGAUACAGAAUUUCGCCAAGCUGGAGUGCAAACUGUACUUGAUAUUGGCUGUGGAUUUGGUAGCUUUGGAGCUCACUUGCUGUCACUAAACUUAAUGACUGUCUGUAUUGCCGCAUAUGAAGUGUUUGGGAGUCAAGUCCAACUGGCUCUUGAAAGAGGUCUUCCAGCUAUGAUCGGUGACUUCAUUUCUAAGCAAUUACCAUAUCCAUCAUUGUCGUUUGACAUGGUUCAUUGCGCACAGUGUGGUAUCACAUGGGACAAGAAAGAUGGGGCUUUUCUAAUUGAAGUUGACCGCUUGCUCAAGCCUGGAGGUUACUUUGUUUUGACAUCGCCUACAACUAAUCCUCAGGGAGGUUCUUUGAAUUUAAAAAAGGUGACUGUAUCCACACCGCUUGAGGAGUUUACUGAAAGUAUCUGCUGGAGUUUACUGGCUCAGCAGGAAGAGACUUUUGUUUGGCAGAAAACAUCAAAUGUUCAAUGUUAUGCAUCUCGCAAGGAGGGUAGUACACCUCCAAUUUGUAAAGCAGAUUUUGAUGGUCAGUCUUAUUAUCAACCUCUACGAUCGUGUUUAAGUGGAACUACCAGCAAACGCUGGAUCCCCAUACAAAACAGGUCUACCGGUUCUCAUUUGAGCUCAGCCGAGCUUGAAGUUCAUGGAGUACAGCCUGACGAUUUUCAAGAGGACACGGAGCUUUGGAGGUCAGCACUGAGGAACUACUGGUCAUUGCUGACGCCUUUGAUUUUCUCCGAUCAUCCAAAGAGGCCUGGUGAUGAAGACCCAUUACCUCCAUUUAACAUGAUACGCAAUGUGAUGGACAUGAAUGCUCAUUACGGAGGUUUAAAUGUUGCACUUCUAGAAGAAAAAAAGUCAGCUUGGGUUAUGAAUGUUGUCCCAAUAAGGAGCGCAAAUACUCUUUCUAUCAUACUUGAUCGAGGUUUUGCUGGUGUUCUACAUGAUUGGUGUGAACCGUUUCCCACAUAUCCCAGAACAUAUGACAUGCUUCAUGCGAAUGGGCUCCUUACAUACUAUAAGUCAGAAAACUGUGAAGUUUCAGAUUUAUUCUUGGAAAUGGACCGUAUUCUGCGCCCUGAGGGGUGGGUUGUCCUACGUGAUAAAUUUCAAGCUAUAGAGAAAGCACGUUCUCUUGCUACACAAAUCAGAUGGGAAGCACGAGUCAUUGAACUGCAGAAUGAUAAUGACCAGCGGUUACUAGUUUGCCAAAAGCCAUUCUGGAAGAAGUGACUUGUUUAAAUUCGUAUAUAUCACUUUUACGAGGAAGAAUCCGAGGUAAUUUGUUCGAACUAGUAGGGCUAUCUUUGCACUGUCACAAAAACUUAUCUGUAAUUCACAUAUACUUGCACGAUCUGAAUCAGAAUGGUUUGGCAAGUAGGGUUGUGUUUCAAAAGUGAAGAAAAUACUUGAUUUUCUUUUGGGCAGAGGAUAAAUCGGAUACAACUUUUUCCUCAUCAUUAUUUGCUUGCGAGUGUCGAGCAGUUUCGGGUACUACAUGUAGAAAACGAGGAACCACACAAAGCUGUUGAAUGGGAAAGGAUUCCCUCUGUGAUUACCUGAAAUUCUUUUCUUGAUGUCAUUUGUAGCAAUUCUUUCACAUUUUGUUUCGUUUGUUUUUCUUGUCAUUUUUUGUUCUAAUUGUAUUUCGUUACGAGUAUACAUGGAAUUGUAUUGAGGAACACUAUUUUUGUUGAGAGAAACAGUGCUAGUUGCGGAAGCCACGAAAUAUAAAGUUUGUUUUGUAA
Molecule: messenger RNA, 2820 nt
Organism: Papaver somniferum (opium poppy)
Lineage: Eukaryota; Viridiplantae; Streptophyta; Magnoliopsida; Ranunculales; Papaveraceae
Product: probable methyltransferase PMT5
Exons: 9
Coding region: 431-2305 (624 amino acids)
Cellular component (GO): cytoplasm
Molecular function (GO): methyltransferase activity
Source: RefSeq, a predicted model, not a curated record